CCCGCCUCCGUCAAACGCAAACACAUCUUCAAGUAGACGCACGUGUUAUGCCGCUCUCGCAGCCUUGACUGUGGACUAAUUCGAGGACAGAGCAGAAAAUAGAGACAGGAAGCUAAUGCGAAUAUAUCCAGGAAAGUCGGCUGUUAUUUCAGCUCUUUUUUGCCCAGCCAGACUCGUCCAACAGUUACUUCCUAAACUUCUCCAUCAGGUAGCACGAUUCUUCCGCUUUCUCUCAGCACUUGUUCAGUGAUAUGGAGAUGAACUAUGAUCCAGAGGUGCAGUUAAAAUUGUCUUGUCCGGAAUCAGGAAAAGUUAAUAUAAAGGGAAAAACUCAAGAGAGAGGCCAGUGGUCAAAUAAAGUUGAAUUUCUCCUGGCUGUUGCUGGGCAAAUCAUCGGUCUAGGAAAUGUGUGGAGGUUCCCAUACUUGUGCUACAAGAAUGGAGGAGGAGUGUUUUUCAUUCCAUAUUUGGUCUUCCUAUUUGCCUGUGGCAUUCCACUGUUUCUCAUGGAAAUAUCAUUGGGUCAGUACACCAGUCAGGGUAGCAUCACCUGCUGGAGGAAAAUUUGCCCCUUGUUUGAAGGAUUGGGAUAUGGAACUCAGGUGGUCGUGUUGUACUCCAGCAUUUACUACAUCGUCAUUUUGGCCUGGGCAUUCUUCUAUCUUUUUUCUUCCUUUAGCGCUGAGGUGCCAUGGGCUACCUGCAGCAAUACAUGGAAUACCGAAACAUGCACUGAAUUUGAAAAAAUGCAUAACUCUACUAUACCAGAGAAUGCAACUUCACCUGUCAAAGAAUUCUGGGAGAGGAGAGUGCUAAAUCUCACAGGUAGUAUACAGGAGCUGGGCAAUGUGAGGUGGGAGCUGGCUCUGUGUCUCCUCUUGGCUUGGAUCAUCUGCUACUUCUGUGUGUGGAAGGGAGUGAAGUCUACAGGCAAGGUGGUCUAUUUCACUGCUACCUUUCCUUAUGUAAUAUUGGCAGUGCUUUUGGUGCGUGGACUUACGCUGCCUGGAGCUGUCGAUGGCAUCAUUUUUUACCUCUAUCCAGAUCCUACACGCCUCACAGACCCACAGGUGUGGAUGGAUGCUGGAACGCAGAUUUUUUACUCCUACGCUCUCUGCAUUGGGUGCCUCACUGCUCUGGGAAGCUACAACAAGUACAAUAAUAACUGCUACAAGGACUGUAUUUAUCUGUGCCUGUUGAACAGUGGGACCAGUUUUGUGGCAGGCUUUGCCAUCUUCUCUGUGCUGGGCUUCAUGGCCUAUGAGCAGGAGACAGACAUCUCAAAAGUGGCAGAGUCAGGUCCAGGGUUGGCCUUCAUUGCAUACCCCAGGGCAGUUGCGAUGAUGCCUCUUCCACAACUAUGGGCUAUUUGUUUCUUCCUUAUGAUUAUUCUACUUGGACUGGACAGUGAGUUUGUCUGUUUGGAGGCACUGAUGACUGCUGUAACCGACAUGUACCCCUCAUUCUUCCUCUUUGGUCAUCGCCGCAAAGGAUUCCUGCUCAUCAUUUGUUUUGGGUGUUUCUUGAUUGGCCUGGUUAUGGUAACAGAGGGUGGCUUGUAUAUUUUCCAGUUGUUUGAUUACUAUUGCUGCAGUGGGAUGACACUUCUGUUAUUUGCCAUUCUGCAGUCAGUAUGUAUAGGGUGGGUGUAUGGUGCUGAUCGUCUUUAUGAUAACAUUGAGGACAUGAUUGGCUAUAAGCCACUGUUCUUAAUAAAGUAUGGCUGGAAGUACCUCACCCCUCUAUUCUGCGCCGGUACAUUUGUCUUCUCUCUGAUCAAAUUCACUCCUCUGAAGUUUAAUAAUGUUAUUGAAUACCCCUGGUGGGGCUAUGCUAUUGGUUGGUGGUUCACACUCUCUUCAACUUUGUUGGUUCCUCUUUGGAUGAUCUAUGUGCUGCUCACUUCUAGUGGCUCGCUGAGACAGAGACUACGUGCUCUCUGCACCCCAGCAAGUGACCUUAGGUAAACACUAUGCAACUGGAAGCUAUGGAGGAUUUCUUGCUUUAUUGCAAUGUCAAGAACAUCCCUGAAGCACAAAGGGCAAUAGUUAAGUCAACCAUGCAUAUGUCAAAAAUGCACUUUUAUAUUGGCCUUUGGCCUUUCCUCAACUAGAAAUGCUGUGAAGUUGGUGUAGAUAUGCACACUUUAAUAAUUGUAACUGUCAGUCUGUAAAAAAGAAACAUGAAUUGUAGACAUCACUAUUUGUAACUGUGUAGAGUACGUUUUGCAAAUAAAAUCAAUAAGGGGUUAGUAGGCGUGAGUGCACACGUCAUAAGAAGAAUGUAUCAGAAGGCGAAGAACACCAUUAUAAGCACAUAGUAUGUGGUUUACAUGCUCAAAUAAUCGUAUUGAAGAAGAUUAUUUGGCUUCAGUCAUUAUAAAAUUAAUGACCAUUUUUACUGUAAUCAUUCCUUUGGCAAAACAAAGCAAUAUCGUUUAUUACAUAUACAUUUGAAAGUGAAAUCAUGCAGUACAUGAAAACCAGUUAAAAGAUUGUACACUUUAAACUGUGGACCUGUAUUUUUGUGUGUGGCAAGUAUAUUGCCAUGGCAUCUAUUCUUGAUAGCAAUGUUUUGCUAUUUGUCUCCUAUUACUGAUUCAAAAAACAGUUUCUCAAAAAUUAUGUUUAAUAAAUUGUUCUGCAUUUUGCUGACUAGGGCUGCAUUUGUUGAAAACAAUUAAUCUUAAUAUCAAGCAGUGUAGCAAAGAAUGUGUGUUGUUGAGCAUAUGAAUGUGUAUGCAUGAUGCCCUUGUUAAAAAACUUCUUAGCAUUAUGAUCUUUCACUAUAGAUUUUUGUUUUUCUUUACAAUAUGUGAUUUUUACAAAUAUAAAUAGCCUUUAUAUUAACAGAUCACAAUUUAUCAUUGCAAAAGGUACUCUACAUAUCUGUACAUUUUCAUUUACAUUUACAUUUACAAAUCUGAAGUUCCUAUAACAAACCUUUGCUCUGUAAGAGUUAAGAGCUCUUUAAUCACCUACUCAGUGACAGGAAAGUAAAUAGCAAUAUUAAUGAGAUUCAAAGUGCCUUUUGUAUCCUAACUUGGUUCUACUUGAUUUCCACACUCCACUUUGUUCAAAGAAUCUGUAUAACCAGUUGCAAAAAAAAAAAAAAGGGCAGAACAUCUGAAGUGAUAAAUCAACAAUUCCAGACAGAUAAUGCAGUGAUUUCACAAAAGAAUUCCAGCCAUAUUUGGUAUUCAUGGUGCUUACUAAUCUUUAUGGAGAAUUGUUUUCUCACAUAAAGAUUCAAAUUCAGAAGUUGUUUUACCUCAUUUUUAUAUAGUUUCUUGUUCCUCUGUUUUGGGUCAUAAUUUGAAAAAUGUUGAUUGUCUACAAAUUUAGAGAACAGCAUAGCUAUUCAUUUUAUGAACAGAGUGUGAUCAAUUUUAUUAUUGAAUAACUAUAUAAUACACUGUAUUGAUAUGCAACUUUUAAAUAUUACUUGAUCAGAACUCGUGAAGCAUCAGUACAAUUUGGCAUCAUGCAAAGUAAGCUUUAAAGGUCCCAUAUUGUGAAAGAUGUAAUCAGACUACUUUUGAACAUGCAGAAGCUGGAUAUGAUUUAGAAACACUGAGGAUUUGAAAAUGGCCCCCACUUCAAACAAUACAAUGCAGAUGAUGAAACUUCUGAUCCUAAUUUCACAAAAUAACACCAAAUCAUUUUGGAACUAUAGUUUACCCUACACAAAGUAGUAAGCAUUGAAAUCAGUGGCCCAUUGAGAAAAGCUCACACUGCGCCACCAGAUCCACGCUAAAUUGUGUGAACCGUAUGACACUUUUUUAAAAUAUUGUUUAUAAUGGCACAAGAACACAUUUUAGGCAGUAUUGUUUGGUGCUGGAGGCUGAGAAGUGUACUGUAAAUGUCUUUGUUGAUCUUAAAUUAUAGAAGUAGAAUAUAGAAUUGUGAGAAGUCUGGCUAGGUGUUGAUCGUUUUUGUUGUUGAUUGCACAUUGGAAAUUUCACUGUCCUGGUUCACAUCCUUGCAGCUCUUCUAAAAGCACAUGAGAAAUGUGUGAUUCAUCACCAUGCAUUCUAACUGGAAAGAUGAUUAUUUUAUUUUUUUCUAUAUUAAAAUGUAUGUGUGGAAUUUUUUUAUAACUACAUGACUAUAUGUAUAUGAAAUAUUAAAUCUUAGAAAUGUUUUGAAAAAAUAGGUGGUGUUAAUAAAUAUUUGUUGUAAAUUGUGAUGUACAUGAUUGCUAACAUGUUAAAUGUCAGUCAUGUUUAGAUGUCCAUUUAGUAUUCAGAUUUUGUGUAAUGAUGGUUCUUAUGCUAUUUACUUUACUAUGCUGCAAUAUAUUAUAGUAUAGUUUUAAGGUAGCGGUGCAUUAAACUGUAGUAUGGUGUAUAUGGUAACACUGUUAUGUAAUUAAAGGUACUUUUAUUCUCCAACAGUCCAGAUUCAUUCAAAGCCACCAAUGUUUUACAGCAUUAUGGAAUACACCUUAUACAAUAUCAACUUGUAUUCUUAUCAUUAAAUCUUCACAUUAUACAAGUGCCUUGCUAUGUGUACAGUGAAUCUAAAAGUCUGAGAAAACUAAUGAAAAUGUUUCUAUUUUGCUUUCUUUUCUAAUUUAAUGCAACAAUUGUCAUUACAAAUUAUAUUAUUGACAACAACUUGAGUGAAAAAUACAAUCUUUGGAAUACUGA
Molecule: messenger RNA, 4651 nt
Organism: Ictalurus punctatus (channel catfish)
Lineage: Eukaryota; Metazoa; Chordata; Actinopteri; Siluriformes; Ictaluridae
Gene: slc6a22.1
Product: solute carrier family 6 member 22, tandem duplicate 1
Exons: 15
Coding region: 252-1967 (571 amino acids)
Biological process (GO): sodium ion transmembrane transport
Cellular component (GO): membrane
Source: RefSeq, a predicted model, not a curated record